CAGCGAUGCCUGCAUAUGUGGCGGGCGGCUGCAAGCAGUCGCCAUCUUCGCUCGCAUUGGCAUCGGCCACGUCCUUAAUUAACAGGAGUGUGUGUCUUGUUUAGAUUGUUGAUGCAAUCAUCGCAAUAAUUUUGCUCCGAUAUUGAACAUAAGGGAUAACCGCAAGAUAGUAACAAGAUGCCUCUAAGGUUAGACAUUAAGCGGAAGUUAACUGCCAGAUCAGAUAGAGUAAAGAGCGUGGAUCUUCAUCCAACUGAGCCAUGGAUGCUAUGCUCUUUAUAUCAAGGCAAUGUCAAUAUUUGGAAUCAUGAGACACAAACCUUGGUGAAAACAUUCGAGGUGUGUGAUCUACCAGUGAGAGCAGCAAAAUUCGUGCCUCGCAAGAAUUGGGUAAUCACCGGCUCUGAUGACAUGCAAAUCAGAGUAUUUAAUUAUAACACUCUGGAACGUGUUCAUACAUUUGAGGCACACAGUGAUUAUGUCAGAUGUAUAGCUGUGCAUCCGACACAACCGUUUAUUCUUACCAGCAGUGACGACAUGUGGAUCAAAUUAUGGAACUGGGAAAAGUCCUGGAUCUGCCAACAAGUAUUUGAAGGUCAUACACACUACGUCAUGCAAAUUGUAUUCAAUCCAAAGGAUAACAACACUUUUGCUAGUGCGUCUCUGGACAGAACGGUCAAAGUAUGGCAGCUCGGCUCGCCUACGGCUAAUUUCACAUUAGAAGGUCACGAGAAAGGCGUGAAUUGUGUGGAUUACUAUCACGGUGGCGACAAACCAUACUUGAUAUCAGGAGCUGACGACAAGUGCGUCAAGAUAUGGGAUUACCAGAACAAGACCUGCGUUCAGACGCUGGAAGGGCAUACCCAGAAUAUCUCCGCGGUGUGUUUCCACCCGGAACUGCCGAUCGUCCUUACCGGCUCGGAAGAUGGCACCGUCAGGAUAUGGCAUGCUGGAACAUACCGACUGGAGUCAUCUCUCAACUAUGGCUUCGAGCGAGUGUGGACCAUCGCGUGCAUGCGAGGCUCCAACAACGUCGCCAUCGGCUACGACGAGGGUAGCGUCAUGGUUAAAGUCGGCAGAGAAGAACCGGCCGUGUCGAUGGACUCGUUGGGCGGCAAGAUCGUAUGGGCGAGGCAUAGCGAAAUUCAGCAAGUGAAUCUGAAGGCGUUGGGCGAAGAGGCACAGGACGGGGAACGCCUGCCGUUGGCGGUCAAGGACAUGGGCGCCUGUGAGAUAUAUCCGCAAACUAUACAGCACAAUCCGAACGGCAGAUUUUUGGUGGUCUGCGGUGAUGGUGAAUACAUCAUCUACACGUCCAUGGCGUUGAGGAAUAAGGCGUUCGGGCAAGCAUCGGAAUUCGUGUGGGCGGCGGAUUCAAGUCAGUACGCGGUAAGGGAAAGCAACACCACGGUCAAGGUCUUCAAGAACUUCAAGGAGAAAAAGAGCUUCAAGCCAGACUUUGGAGCAGACGGCAUCUUCGGUGGAUUUUUACUCGGCGUAUCAUCCGGAUCUGGCCUCUCCUUCUUCGACUGGGAUACGCUGAAGUUGAUUCGUCGCAUAGACAUACAACCUACGCAUGUGUAUUGGGCUGAGAACGCCUCUUUAGUAGCGCUCGCUACGUCGGAUCAGUAUUUUAUAUUAAAAUAUCAUGCGGACGCUGUUGCGAACGCAGAGGAAAACGCCGAGGAUAUCGAGAAUGCAUUUGAAAUGGUGGCAGAAAUGAGCGAGGUGGUGAAAACCGGCUUAUGGGUUGGCGACUGCUUCAUCUACACUAACAGCGUCAAUCGUGUGAAUUAUUUUGUCGGCGGCGAAGUAGUCACGGUCUCGCAUCUGGACAGACCGAUGUAUCUGUUGGGAUAUGUACCAAGAGAUAACAGAUUAUACCUAUGCGACAAGGAGCUGUCCGUCGUCUCGUAUUCUUUAUUAUUAUCAGUACUAGAGUAUCAAACUGCGGUCAUGCGAAAGGACUUUGAAACCGCCGACAGAGUGUUGCCAACCGUUCCCAAAGAGCACCGAACGAGAGUGGCUCACUUCUUGGAGAAACAGGGUUUCAAAGAGCAAGCGUUAGCGGUGUCGACGGAUCCCGAGCACAGAUUCGAGUUGGCGCUCGCACUGGGAAAUCUGGUGACCGCGCAUGCACUCGCGAAGGAAGCGAACAGCCAGCAAAAGUGGCGGCAGCUGGCUUCCCUUGCCACGCAGAAGGGCAAGCUCUUCUUGGCGAAAGAAUGUUUGUAUCAAGCGCAAGAUUUCGGCGGCUUGUUGCUGUCAGCCACCAGCACGGGGAACGCCAAUAUGAUCCAGAAACUCGGCACGAUCGCGGAUGAAACGGGAAAGAACAAUAUCUCCUUCCUGGCGAACUUCAUACUGGGCGACGUGGACAAAUGUCUGGACAUUUUGAUCAAGACAAACCGAAUUCCCGAGGCUGCGUUCUUCGCCAGGACGUACGCCCCCAGCCAAAUUUCCUCCAUCGUCAAACUGUGGAAGGAGAAGCUAUCGGCGGUGAGCGAAAAGGCCGGACAGAGUUUGGCGGAUCCCGAGCAGUAUGAGAAUCUGUUCCCCGGCUACAGAGAAACUCUGAAAGUAGAGCAGUUCUUGCGCGAAGAGAGCAAGAAAAAGAUUCCAGCCUCCGCGUUUCCCACUGUCACGUCUAAUAUCGACCGGAAGCCGCUGGAGGAGAUGUUGGCCGCUGAGCAAUCGGGCGCGUUUCAAUAUAACGACAGCUCGAUGGAACGCCCGAACAAUGCAUCAGACGGUGGAAUAUUGACUGACAGAUUGCAAGACCUCUUGAUAUCAGGAAAGGACAACGAUACAAUCGCCACAACCGCGAAGCUUGUGGCGACAUCUGUACCCGAAAAAGCGACGAAGCUCGCAAGUAGUUCCAGGCCUCUCACAGUGGACGACGACGACCUCGAUAUCGAUCUGGAGAUCGACGACACUAUUGAUACCACUGAUGUCAAUCUCGACGACGAUCUUCUGGAGGAGGAUUAACCGUCGAGACGGGAGAUAAGCGAUAAAGAUGUACGCAUCGUACGAGUAUCUGUCAUUCUCCUUCUGCCAGUCAUUCCCCGUAAGACGAAGCGAAGAAAUGAAGAACAGCGAGAGAGUCAGUUAGGAUUAAACGUCGAAGAAUCGCGAGGUUAUCUCUGUCUCCUUUACUGUGCGCAAGUGUGUUUGUAUCACUGCAAGAACUAACAAAGGUAGCACAGCGCGUAUUUGUCGAUUGGCAUCGGCGAUUAAAGAUUAAAUAUAUUGUUAAUAUAACAAAAAGUAUAACGUGUUCGUGGCGCACUAUGUCAAUCUUC
This is a messenger RNA of Harpegnathos saltator (Jerdon's jumping ant), 3302 nucleotides long. It is a transcript of the gene beta'COP, whose product is annotated as coatomer subunit beta'. The record is from RefSeq and is a predicted model, not a curated record. Gene Ontology annotation, biological process: intra-Golgi vesicle-mediated transport; intracellular protein transport; retrograde vesicle-mediated transport, Golgi to endoplasmic reticulum. The transcript is spliced from 8 exons. NCBI's taxonomy places the organism in Eukaryota, Metazoa, Arthropoda, Insecta, Hymenoptera, Formicidae. Gene Ontology annotation, molecular function: structural molecule activity; protein binding. Bases 178 to 2988 code for a protein of 936 amino acids. Gene Ontology annotation, cellular component: COPI vesicle coat.